Molecule: messenger RNA, 2875 nt
Organism: Durusdinium trenchii
Lineage: Eukaryota; Dinophyceae; Suessiales; Symbiodiniaceae
Source: the annotation of a GenBank genome assembly
CAUUCCUUUCAGCUGCGCAGUUCCAUUCCGGGCCACUCCGCCCCAUCCAUUCGUGGCAACACCAUGGCGGAGCCUGUGGAUGAACUGGCCAUGCCGGAGUUGGUGCGAUUGUUACAAGAGCUGUUGGCCCAGUACCAAGACCCCCUCUUCCAGUUGCAGCUCCAACAGCUCCAGCUGCGCGCUUCUGUUUGGUGCGCGUCGGACGUGCGUGCGGCCAAGAAGGCUUUGGCAGCCAAAGUACAGGAGCCGAUUUUGCAGCGCUAUCGCUUUCCGCCGGGAGAGGCCGGGCUCUUGGAGCUACGACACCUGGUCCGGCGCCGAGUGGCUGAGGGCUGCCAGCGUGUGGAGUCUCUGGCGAACUUGACACGGCAAAGCCUGGGGCUCCCCAAGCUCGAAGUGUGUCGAAGCGUGGAGGAGGUCCUCGAAGAGCAGAGGAAGCAAACCCAAGAGGCUCUCCGCUGCGACGUCUUGGGCCGUGUUCCGGUGCACGUGCGCGCCAGCUGCGUGGAGCGUGUAGCCAGGGAGGUGGCACAGCAGUGCAUCAGCAGAUGCCAUGGAGAGCUCUUGACGGAGCUUUUGAGGUCCGGCGAGGUUCCGGUUUCCGCCGUCUUGUCCAUGCUGACCAUGGCGCGGAAGGGCCUGCCGCUGCUGAGGCUUCGCAGGCUUCGUCUUGCAAUCGUUAUCAAACCAGCCAUGUCCAAGCAGCAACUGUGGCAACAUGUGCUGGCCUCUCAGCCUGUCCUUCUCCGCGAGCAGUUCCAGUGUCCGGAGUUCCUCCGUUUGGGGGAGGAGGCCUUCUUGCAGUCGCUCGGAGAAGGCACAGUCCAUGUGAAGGCGAAGUCCUUCAUGUCCAGGAAAGGAUGCCCGGUCUUCAUGUGCGAGCCUUCCCUGAAGAUGCCCUUCUCGGAAUUUCUGGAAAGCCUAAAGAAGCGGCAUUGUCCUUUCUACCUGGGCAAAGCGCCCAUUGCCACGGAGCUGCCGUCGCUUCAGAAGCAUUUGGAUCGCCACACGGCGGAGACAGAUGCCGCAGGCGCCGCGAUCACUCCACUGGAACUCUUCGGUGGGUGCUUUGGGGCCUUGGUGCCAGCAGGAGUCUACACCUACAUGGGCGCCGGGCGGAACACGACAUCGAUUCACUUCGAUGGGUAUGAGAACUUGAUGAUGUGCAUGCGCGGCAAGAAGCACAUUUGUUUGUGGCCUCCCUGGGCAGCAGCGCAGCUGUACCCGGUGGGCGAGUCCUUCAGCUGCCCCGAUGGAUUCACCCGUUCAGCGGUGAGUCCUGGAGGCCUGCGCUUCGAGGAGUUGGAGGCUGAAGAGCAAGCGCGCUUAGCGUGUUACCGCCAUGCAGAGCCUCUUCGCCUGACCUUGGAGCCUGGACAGCUGCUCUAUCUGCCAGCGGGGUGGUGGCACUGCGUGGAGGGCUCAAUGGAGCCCAACAUGAUCCUGACGCCCCGUUGGAGCGAGCGAGCGGAUCGCGGAUCGUUUUGGGUGACACUGGAAGAGUCACAUUCCAUGGAAGUAGAUGGGAUGCCAGAGGUGGGUCAGAACCUUAGUUCGACUAUCCCAGUUGGGUACCCCAAGUUAUGGUCCUUUCUCAGGUCAUUGAACCUCUCUUGGUGGUCCCGAAAAGAAGACUUGUUUCUUCAUCUUUCUUCUACCAAUUCUUGGGGUGGGCUCCACUUCCAUGUGGAUGUGUGUUUGUGGAAGCGUAGUUGGACGGGUCACUUCAUGGAUCUUUAUGGCACGUCUUUGGUCGUUCAAAGAGGACAAAGCCUGACCCAGCCUGCCAGGCAUGUGAGGGGGAGGGUGGAGGGGGGUAUUUUGAGACAAGUGGAAGUGAGAGAUGGUUGGCAAAUGUUGGUUCUAUGGCUCGCGCCAUUGGAGCUGGCCGAAGCACUGGGAGUAUGCUCUGCCAAGAAAGGAUCAACUGAAAAGUGUCGGAGGGGCAGGCAGACCUCACACAUAGGUUCAUAUAGCUGGUUCCCAGAAGAAAAACUAGAACCCCUCAACUCCUCAACCUCAGGAGGCUUGCUUUUGUUGUAGUUAUGAUGUUGCCCCGGGUCCUUCAGAAAAUCUUUGUUGAACAGUUCGUGACCUCCAAUCGUUUUGUUUGCUUCGUCCAACUGCGCCAAGCUGGGGGGCGUAACCGCCUCACCUGUCACAGCACAGCCUAACCUGUGUCCGGCGAAGACGAGGAACUGGUGGUUCUCUUUACAUCCGCAGAAGAUUGCACAAGAGCAGGACGCCAAGUAAGAGAAGCUCAUGACCCUCAUGACCCGUGUCCCUCAUCGGAGAUAUUCGGAUCUGGCACGGACAGAAUCGGAGGCAGAGUCGAAACCGGCCCAUGGCAUCCCCAUGGAAGCCUGUUCGCGACAGCCAUGAAAGCCUGGUCUGGAAGUGGAUGCAAUGGAGUUGCUUUGGAGGUUUGAGGCGUCGCAGGAUUGUGGGCAGUGACGGCAGUGACCUGCAGGAUUGUGGAAGUUCUUUCGAGGAGGAAGUGGCGGCCGCAACCGGAUUUACUACUUUGCUGUGAGCAUUGUUUUUCUCAACAGCCUCGUCGCAAUGAACUUGCAGGAAUCGUUCUCGGUGGAGCAAAAGGAAGAUUGCAGAACACGCAGGAUUACUGGUUUGCUGAGCUGCCAGUUUGGAUGAAAGGGGGUCCUGGAGUGCCAGAGAUGGGCGAGGAUGACCACGUCCAGUCCUGCACAGCAAACUGAAGCCAUCCUUGGCGCAGUAGCAAUGCUACUCAUACAGACAAUACCGUCAAUAUCCUGCGCUUGUGUGGCCUUCCAAAAGAAGAGAGAGCGUGUGGUGACUUGAAGGGCCAGCAUGACAUCGAUGACAAGCAGUUGACCACACUGUAAGUCGAAGCAUU